Molecule: messenger RNA, 1961 nt
Organism: Dicentrarchus labrax (European seabass)
Lineage: Eukaryota; Metazoa; Chordata; Actinopteri; Moronidae
Gene: harbi1
Product: harbinger transposase derived 1
Exons: 7
Coding region: 78-1118 (346 amino acids)
Source: RefSeq, a predicted model, not a curated record
UCUGUGAAUGCGCGUGGCAGGUUUGGUGUUCCUGACGCAUGUUUUGGUUGACAAAUGCUGCACGAGCGCCUUAAACCAUGGCGAUCCCUAUAGCCAUCUUGGACUGUGAUCUACUCUUACAUGGUCGAGGCCACAAGACCCUGGACCGCUUUGAUCUGGACUCUGUCUCAGACCAUUUCCUCCUCACGCAGUUCGGCUUCCCCAGAGAGUUUAUCCUGUAUCUGGUAGAAUUACUCAGAGAGGCUCUCUGUAGACGUACCCAGCGCUCCAGGGCCAUCAGUCCUGAGGUCCAGGUUUUGGCUGCUUUGGGUUUCUACACAUCUGGCUCAUUCCAGACGUCUAUGGGAGAUACGAUAGGGAUCAGCCAGGCGUCAAUGUCAAGAUGUGUGUCCAAUGUGACCAGAGCCCUGGUGGAGAAAGCUCCCCAGUUCAUCACGUUCAACAGAGAUCCCUCCAGCAGAGAGCAGUCCUUCCAGGAGUUUCAGAGGCUGGCAGGAUUCCCAGGAGUUCUGGGGGUGCUGGACUGUGUUCAGGUCACCAUCAAAGCUCCAAACAACGAAGACUCGUCAUAUGUAAACAAGAAGGGGUUUCACUCUGUGGGCUGUCAGCUGGUCUGUGAUGCCAGAGGGUUGUUACUCAGCGCAGAAACCCACUGGCCGGGUGGACUCAAAGACACCGAAGUUCUAGAAACAUCUGCUCUGUACAAACAGCUGCAGGACAUAGAGGAGGGCUGGCUGCUGGGCGACCGCCGUUACCCUCUAAGGAAGUGGUUGAUGACCCCAGUCGACUGCCCAGAAUCCCCUGCAGAGUUUCGGUAUAAUGUGGCCCACAUUGCUACACAUGAGAUAGUGGAUAGAACCUUCAGAGCCAUCCAGACCAGAUUCAGAUGUUUGGACGGUACCAAAGGAUACCUGCAGUAUUCUCCCGAGAGGAGUUCGUCCAUCCUGCUGGCUUGCUGCGUCCUCCACAACGCCUCCCUGCAGUCCGGAUUAGACGCCUGGACUCUGGAGAGAACGGACCCUCUGGAGCAGCCCGAGAGCCUCGAGCAGAGGCCAGAGGACCGCGACAGCCAGGCAGAGGACCUCCGGAAACAGCUCAUACUUAAACACUUCAGCUGAACCUGCUGGCUGGACUCUGGAGUUCACGUCGAAGUCAAAGGGGGACCAAGACUAAUAAGAGUGGGACCAGAACAGAUUAAUGGCAUAAAGGUCACAUUAAAAUGAACACAGACACAGUGUUGCUGAUGCAGUUUUUUAAUAUUUUGCUGGUUUCUACUCUACUGACUACACUAAGAUAACAUAGUUGUAUAUGGAGGAACAUGCAAGACGCUAUACAACAAACCAGGACAACAUUAUACCCAAACACAUUUCAAAUAGUUCAUUCCGGUGUUUUACAACUAUUGGAACUGUGUGCAGCUGCUGUGUUAUCGAGGUUUCUUUACAAGUGGAAAAAGUCCCCCUCCCUCCCUCCCUGUUUUUAAUCCCUCCCCCAUAAAUCCACUGAUUUUUUCCCCAUUUUUUUCCUUUCCCACGUUGAUUCCACAGGUUAAAAUCUUGUCACAAUACAAAAACAAGGCCCUUAUUUACAACAACUGCACAUUAGGUUGUCAUUAUAUGUACACUGGUGCAUUAAGACUGUUGAGGGUGAGAAUGACAGGAUGAUUGUGCAACGGGCUGCAGUCACGCGAUGUUUUUGUGUAGCAUGAGGGACACAAAAUGAAACGAAGACAAGUUAGACGAUCUGUGUUAACUGUAAAAUAGGAUUUCUGAGUGUUUUAGAAGUCAGAACUCUUAUUGUAUCCUCGAGGAUUUGGGCUGGGACAGUGAAAUGUCUGUUUUUUAACGGCCUUUAAUUUGAAGGAAUACCAUGACAUUUCAAAAUAGUUUCUGGGGAGCAUGGUUGUUUUUUUUCUCGCAUUGUCUGAAUAGUGGUGAAGAAAUAAAACAGUUUUUGUAAAUGUC